Molecule: messenger RNA, 1593 nt
Organism: Aspergillus heteromorphus CBS 117.55
Lineage: Eukaryota; Fungi; Ascomycota; Eurotiomycetes; Eurotiales; Aspergillaceae
Product: putative cytochrome b5 reductase
Exons: 2
Coding region: 1-1428 (475 amino acids)
Cellular component (GO): endoplasmic reticulum
Molecular function (GO): oxidoreductase activity; heme binding
Source: RefSeq, a predicted model, not a curated record
AUGGCCGAUUCGAUACCCUUAGAGGCACCAGUAGCAAGUGCUGAUACCCAGCUUGUCGAGUACACAUUGGCCGAAGUGGCACAGCACAACCGUAAGGGCGACAUUUGGGUUGCCAUCCAUGGGCAAGUCUUUGAUAUUACGGAAUAUCUGCAAGAUCAUCCCGGCGGUGCAGAUGUUCUCAUUGAGACCGCAGGCACCGACGCCACUGCGGCCUUUGAGGAUGUGGGUCAUUCCGAAGACUCGCGCGAGAUCCUGCAGGAGUAUUUGAUCGGGACGCUCAAGGGAGCGAAAGAAUACGUCCCGACACAGACAGUCCGUGUGAUUGCCCAAAGGACAGAGAAGGUAGAGCCGUCAGCCAGUUACUCCAAGGGAGCAGUGGCCGGGGCCUUGGGUGUGGUGACAACACUGUUCUACGUCUUUGACCAGAAAGCCCCGGGGGUGUUGAACCUCAGACGACUUGUCAAAGAUAUAUUUCCUCGGGGAUUUGAUGGGGUUCGACUGCCGGCUGGGGGAUUCACCAAUGGAUUCCUCGCGGCUACUCUUAUCUGUGGCGCAAUCGGUGGCAUGGUGGCACAGCAAGCGGCCAAAUUCACGAAGAUCGAAUCCGGGUUCAUGCGCUACCCACCACACAGGAAAGCUCGGAAGAUCAUCCGGGCAGACCCUCACCUGGCCAAGGGAUUCCUUGACUCCAAAGAAUACCAGCGGUUGCCCCUGGUCCAGAAGGAUCGGCUAUCACCGGGUGUGUACCGGUUUUCGUUCGCUUUGCCGGACACGAAAGGGGUGGUCGGACUCCCGAUUGGGCAGCACGUUGCCAUUCGCGCCAUCAUCGACGGCAACCUUGUCAGCCGAUCAUAUACGCCAGUAUCGAACAACCUGGACCUGGGUCGACUGGAGUUGGUCGUCAAGUGCUAUCCGGACGGCAUACUGACCGGCCAAUACCUUGCCAAUCUGACUGUCGGGGACGAGGUGGAAUUCCGGGGCCCCAAGGGAGCGAUGCGCUACAGCCGAGGACUUUGCACACGGAUCGGGAUGGUGGCCGGGGGAACGGGGAUCACGCCCAUGUACCAACUCAUCCGGGCCAUAUGCGAGGACGAGCGGGAUACGACGGAGAUCAGUCUCAUCUAUGCCAACCGGAGUGAGGGGGAUAUCCUGAUGCGCGAGGAACUGGAGGCCUUUGCCCGCAAGUACCCCAAGAACUUCAAGCUGUGGUAUAUGCUGGACAGUGCCCCCGAGGGGUGGGCGUAUGGGACGGGGUAUGUGAACCAGACCGUGCUCGGGGAGCGAAUGCCCGCCCCGUCGGCCGAAACGAAGAUCCUGCUUUGUGGGCCCCCCGGGAUGGUGAACGCGUGCAAGAAGACGUUGGCUACCAUGGGGUUCCAGGCCCCGGGCACGAUCUCCAAGAUGAGCGACGAGAUCUUUUGUUUCUAAAGAGCUAGUAGAUAGUUAGUAGUUAUUAAUAAUAGUUAACUACCACGAUUAUUGUUUAUUAAUCAAUUUGUGUCCGUCCCUCUGCGACGUCGGUAGCUCCAACCGGAUUGUUUCAUGGUGAGCAUAGUGAGUGAGCAAGGAAGGCCAGUGGCCAGUGCAUCAGUG